AUGGUUGACCCGGACACUUUCAUGAAAAACAGUCCCUUCUACCUGGCCCACGGGGACCAGUACAACUUAAGGAACACAACGCCAGACUUAUUGAAGUUUCAGCUUCACGAGCAAAACAGAGCCGCGUCUCCCCCGGUGCCCGUCCAGCUGCUGUUUUCAUGCUACUUGAAAGAAACGCUAUCCUCGAAUUCCAUCAGCUGUGAUGACUCUGACGAUUCCGACAACGACCGCACGAGCCAUGAAAUUGGCGGCCUGGCGGUGUCGACGCCGACUACGGAGCCCGACAGCAAGGACUUGCACUCGGUGCCUGCUUCGCUGAAAGAUUUCCUCAACUUGAGAGUUUUGAUUGAAAAUUCCGUUUUCGACACCCUGAAGAUCUCUCCAAAGGCUAUCAUGUCGUUGCUGCGGACAAAACAGGUCAAGGAGAUGAUUACUGACAAGGAGGAGCUCAAGGACUACUUGCAAGACAAAAUCGCCAUCUCCAACCAGUUCUGCUCGACCUUGUUGUUCGACAAUGAGUCCAAACCAGACGUGGACCUUGAUCUCGUUCUCAAAAUCAUGAAGCAGAACGCGGAAUUGCAGCUGCUGCUCAAAGCAGUCACAACAGAACUUGACGAGCUUCGUUCCAAACUCAACAACCACAACUUGGCUUGCUUGGUUUUGGGCUACGUAGAGGAUAUCAAACAUUCUGCCAGCUCUCAGUUUUUGCAACAGGACCUCCUAGGCAGCCCUUCACGCUCUGGCAAUGUCCCAGACUCUGAGAAGAGUUUCGAUACCCUUUUCUCCCACAUUGCAUCCUUGGCUGUUCAGAACAAUGUCCAGUUGCCUGAGCAUCCCGAAGGAUCUCACGUUGCUUUGGAUAAGAAGGUAGAGUGGGCUCAGGCUUGCAUUGAUGCUGUGGUGGGCGCACAGCCAAAAUCCACGUAUAGUACUCCACAAACAUCAGCGGGAAACGACCGCUCCAUUGACACGUCUGUGGUAAAUGAGGGGGAUUCAGUGCUUCAGGACCACUCGUUUCUUUCCGCAUCACCAUAUAAGAAUUUGAAGGAGUCUGCCGCAGAGAGCAAGACCAUCGCAGAGUACCGUCUAGCAUUAAACGAUUUGCGUUUUUCCCACCAGUAUUUCAUGAAAGAGUACGAAUAUUUGAAAGCCAAUUCAUUGAAAACAAUCUCGGAGUACCGCAAGAAAAAUGCUGCUCUUGAGAAGGAGAUCUCCAGACUCCGCUCUGGGAGUAGCGUGUCUGUCAACACCAUGGAUUCUGAUUCGUCUAGCGCCAAAGACAAGGAGAUUUCACGUCUCCGCAAGGAGCUCAACUCCCUCAAGAUCGAAACCAUGGGCAACAAACUGCCUAGGAAUUCUGGAACGAUGACUUCACUGCUUAUAACCAACGCGACUGCAGACGAGAACACAGAAUCGACGGAAGCAACUUCACCUAGCUACUCUAGUUUUCUGAGCAUGGGGGCAGGCUCUUCCAUGAGCAAUGCUAUUUUGAGAAAGGAAUUCAAGAAAAUCGUGGCCGAUCUUCAAGAUCAGUAUGAGGUUGAACUUGGUAAGGAGCGUCUCAAAAGAAAGCAGCUAGAGGAGAAGCUCAACGAAAAAACGGCUUCUUCGCCUGAGAGCUAA
Candidozyma auris is the source of this 1623-nucleotide messenger RNA. RefSeq names its product Pea2p (gene PEA2). NCBI's taxonomy places the organism in Eukaryota, Fungi, Ascomycota, Pichiomycetes, Serinales, Metschnikowiaceae. The coding region runs from base 1 to 1623 and encodes 540 amino acids. The transcript has a single exon. The record is from RefSeq and is a predicted model, not a curated record.